Messenger RNA from Protobothrops mucrosquamatus (brown spotted pit viper), 1406 nucleotides. It is a transcript of the gene LYSMD2, whose product is annotated as LysM domain containing 2. Bases 1 to 609 code for a protein of 202 amino acids. Lineage: Eukaryota; Metazoa; Chordata; Lepidosauria; Squamata; Viperidae. The record is from RefSeq and is a predicted model, not a curated record. The transcript is spliced from 3 exons.
AUGGCCGAGUCGCUGCCCCUGCCCGGGCUGUCUCUGCGGGAGGAACCGCUGCCCGGACCCGGCGCCGCCGAGGGGGAGGCCGAGCUGUCGCUGAGCUUGGCGCGCACCAAAACGCGGUCGUACGGCAGCACGGCCACGGUGCUCGCCCCCUUGGCGGAGCGGUACGUGGAGCACCGCCUCAGCCCCGGAGACACCUUGCCGGGCUUGGCGCUCAAGUACGGCGUGACGAUGGAGCAAAUAAAAAGAGCAAAUAAACUUUUUACAAAUGACUGCAUAUUUCUUAGAAAAACAUUAAAUAUCCCAGUUAUACUGGAAAAGGCGCUGCUGUUUAAUGGAUGUAACUCACUGGACUCUCCAGAGGAUGAUUCUGACAAUCCCACUACUUGUGAAGAAAGACCUAUGACUGUUCAGGAAGAUAGUUCUUCCCCCAGUCCUCCAGAAUCCGACAAUCGACUUCCCCCACCUGAAGAACUCUCGGCCAAAGAUUUUCUGCACAGAAUGGAUGUGCAGAUUAAAUUGUCCAAACAAGCAGCUAAGAAAUUAAAAUCUGAAAAUGACAGGGAAUAUGGUGAGGAAAAUUCCUAUGCAAUUUCUUCCUAUCAGCAGUAGAAAAUGAAUAAAGAGCUGGAAUGAAAGCAGUUCUUAAAGAACUAAAUAUUUGAAAUUCAGAAGAUCUUUUGGAUUUGAUAUAUUAUAUUGUACUUGUUACAAAUCAUAUAUAAAAAUUCCACUGACUGUUGCACUAAAAGUAUUUGAAUGUUUGCCUUCUAUAGGCUAAUAUUCUUUUACUAUUCAUUAAUAAAGGAAAUGCUUCUCCAAAAUAUUGCCUUUAUAUUUCUGCUAAAAAAAAUGGCACACUAGCAACAAUGUAUUCGUAAGAGAACUUCAAUACAGAUUUUUUUUUGUUUUCGUAUACAUAUAUAUAUAAGAUAAUAUUAAAGGAAUAAUCAUUUAUUUUUUAAAAAGCCCUGUGGUCUUGACUCAGACAUGGUUGUAAUGCAAAUUUUGUGAACGAUGCUGAUGGAUGCACCAUGAUUAAGUUGAAUGUUUAUGCACAUUUGUAUAUGUCUCUCUGUGUUGACAUAUUUAAAGAUAUGCUCUUAAAGUGAACCAGUUUUAGCCGAUUAUUUUAGGCGGAAAAGUUGGGAUUUUAAAAUAUGUACGGUAAAAUACUUUGUUUGGGAAAAAAAGGGACCAAACUGAGUAAAUUGUAUUUUUUUUCUUUGUGAAAAGGUGUUUGGAACAUAUUUUCUUGUUAGCACAUAUACGUAGUUUCAUGUAUUGAAUAUAAAAUGCACUUUAAAGAGUUAUUGCCUUUGUUGUUUGACGUAUCUGAUGCUUUGCAACUACUGUACAUUUCAGAUAUGAUUUGUUUCAUAUGCUAUAUUAAAAUUUCUUAUAGCGUC